This is a messenger RNA of Scedosporium apiospermum, 1521 nucleotides long. RefSeq names its product Flavonoid 3'. Lineage: Eukaryota; Fungi; Ascomycota; Sordariomycetes; Microascales; Microascaceae. Gene Ontology annotation, molecular function: iron ion binding; oxidoreductase activity, acting on paired donors, with incorporation or reduction of molecular oxygen; monooxygenase activity. The transcript is spliced from 3 exons. The coding region runs from base 1 to 1521 and encodes 506 amino acids. The record is from RefSeq and is a predicted model, not a curated record.
AUGACCCUCCUCACCUUGCCCAAUUUUGUCCUUCUCAUCACAUCGUACAUUACUUGGAAGAUCCUAUAUCAGCUCGUCUACUAUCGUUUCUUUCAUCCCCUCUCCAAGUUCCCCGGACCUUUUUGGGGUAGCGUCACACGACUCUGGAUCACAUAUCAUAACUUGAAAGAAGACGAGUGCUCGACUUUCCGCGAGCUCCAUCGGAAACAUGGCCCAGUCAUUCGCAUCACACCGACCAUGCUUCUCGUAAGCGACGCGACAAAGCUUCCCGUCAUCUACAACAGAAACGCGAGCAAGUCGAAGCACUACAUCACGGGGAGCUUCGGCAAGGAUGAGUCCCUUUUCAACAUGCAGGACGCCCGCGUCCACGCCAAGUUUCGCAAGAUCGCAGCGGGCCCGUACAACUUCACCAAUGUCAAGAAGAUGGAACCCCUCAUCGACGCCCAAAUCCAGCACUGGAUCCACCGUCUCGACGAGAAAUUCGCCACCACCCGGGAGUCCUUUGACUUUUCCCCUUGGGCCGUGUAUGUCGCCUACGACAUUAUUUCCGAGGUGGGUUUCGGCGCGCCGUUCGGCUUCGUGGCCCAGGGGAAAGAUGUCGAGGGGCUGAUCAAAGGGUUCCAUGAUGGACUGGUACCUUUUGGCAUCAUGGCUCGAUUGCACCCCAUGACGACCUGGAUCAAGAGCACGUUCCUCGGCAAAUACAUGGUUGCUAGUCCUGAGCAGGAAUCCGGCAUCGGGACUCUCAUGCGUUUCCGCGAUCGGCUUAUCGAGCAGCGGUUCAAAGACCUUGAGGCUGGAGCAACCAAUGGACGAGUGGACCUACUCCAGACGUUCAUCGAAGCUAGGGACGAAGAAGGCAAGCCUCUAAGCCUCGAUUACAUCAAAGCGGAGAUCCUGCUCGUCCUCCUCGCUGGUGCAGACACAACCGGUACAGCUUUCCAAGCCCUAAUGCUACAUCUGCUCUCGAAUCCGCCGGUCUACGACAAGCUCAUGGCCGAGAUCGACGCCGCCACCCGUGCUGGCAAGCUGUCGCCGAUGCCUCAAUACGACGAGGUCGCAGCUAGUUGCCCCUACUACAUCGCGUGCGUCCGCGAAAGCCUGCGCCUCAACCCUUCCGCCCCAAACAUCUUUCCCCGUCUAGUUCCCGAGGGCGGCAUGGAGCUGUUUGGCAAGACCGUCCCUGAGGGAACAGAGGUUACCUGCAACCCGUGGCUCGUCCACCGAGAUGUCAACAUAUACGGCGACGAUGCUGACACGUUUCGCCCGGAGAGGUGGCUCGAUGCUGAUAAAGCACGCGAGUUCCAGAAGUAUAACAUGGCGUUCGGAUACGGGGCGCGUGGUUGCCUUGGCAAGGAUAUUGCCAGCAUGGAGCUGUAUAAGGCCCCUCUGCAGUUCCUGAGAUCGUUCAAGGUUGAUGUUGUAAAUCGUGACAGACCAGCGGAAUACCUUGUUAAGGGAGGGGUUAGUUACUUUGAGAACAUGUGGGUUCGGAUAGAGAAACGCGCGGCCGUGGUGUGA